UGGGUGCGCCACUGAACGGAUGGCAGGGGGAGCCGAGUGGAUUCCUGAAGAGCAUCCGCCGGGUGAGGAGGGCCUAGGGCAGUGCUGGAAGAUUAGCGGCAGGCGCAGUGCAGGGUGAUGGCGGGCCCGGACGAGGCGCUGCAGGCCGGCCUGUAACGCUGUUUGAAUAUCGUCAGUUACCACCCGUUGAUGUCAAGAUGACUAAGCUUGGAUUUUUGCGGUUGUCCUAUGAGAAGCAGGACACACUUCUGAAGCUUCUCAUCCUGUCGAUGGCUGCUGUGCUGUCAUUUUCUACUCGUCUCUUUGCUGUCCUGAGAUUUGAAAGCGUUAUUCAUGAAUUUGAUCCGUACUUUAAUUAUCGGACUACCCGGUUUCUGGCUGAGGAAGGGUUUUAUAAAUUUCAUAACUGGUUUGAUGACCGGGCCUGGUACCCCUUGGGUCGAAUCAUUGGAGGAACAAUUUAUCCAGGCUUAAUGAUCACCUCUGCUGCAAUCUACCACGUACUCCAUUUUUUCCAUAUCACCAUUGACAUUCGGAACGUCUGUGUUUUCUUGGCCCCUCUCUUCUCCUCCUUCACCACCAUCGUUACAUACCACCUUACCAAAGAGCUCAAGGAUGCAGGAGCUGGGCUUCUUGCUGCUGCCAUGAUUGCUGUAGUUCCUGGGUAUAUUUCUCGAUCUGUAGCUGGCUCCUAUGAUAAUGAAGGAAUUGCUAUCUUUUGCAUGCUGCUUACUUACUACAUGUGGAUCAAGGCAGUGAAGACUGGCUCCAUCUACUGGGCUGCCAAGUGUGCCCUUGCUUAUUUCUACAUGGUCUCUUCUUGGGGAGGUUAUGUGUUCCUGAUCAACUUGAUCCCUCUUCAUGUCCUGGUGCUAAUGUUAACAGGCCGUUUUUCUCACCGGAUCUAUGUAGCCUACUGUACUGUUUACUGCCUGGGCACCAUUCUUUCUAUGCAGAUCUCCUUUGUGGGCUUCCAGCCUGUCCUUUCAUCAGAACACAUGGCAGCCUUUGGAGUGUUUGGUCUCUGUCAGAUCCAUGCCUUCGUAGAUUACCUGCGCAGCAAACUGAAUCCACAGCAAUUUGAAGUUCUUUUCCGAAGUGUCAUCUCCCUGGUUGGCUUUGUCCUCCUCACCGUGGGAGCACUCCUCAUGCUGACAGGAAAAAUUUCUCCCUGGACAGGGCGUUUCUACUCACUGCUGGAUCCUUCUUAUGCUAAAAACAACAUCCCCAUCAUUGCAUCUGUGUCUGAGCACCAGCCCACAACCUGGUCCUCCUACUAUUUUGAUCUGCAGCUCCUUGUCUUCAUGUUUCCAGUUGGCCUCUAUUACUGCUUUAGUAACCUGUCUGAUGCCCGGAUUUUCAUCAUCAUGUAUGGUGUGACCAGCAUGUACUUUUCAGCUGUAAUGGUGCGUCUAAUGCUGGUGUUGGCACCUGUUAUGUGCAUUCUUUCUGGCAUUGGUGUCUCCCAGGUGCUGUCCACAUAUAUGAAGAAUUUGGACAUAAGUCGCCCAGACAAGAAGAGCAAGAAGCAACAGGAUUCUACUUAUCCUAUUAAGAAUGAGGUGGCAAGUGGAAUGAUACUGGUCAUGGCCUUUUUUCUUAUCACCUAUACUUUCCACUCAACUUGGGUAACCAGUGAAGCCUACUCUUCUCCCUCCAUUGUACUGUCUGCUCGUGGUGGGGAUGGCAGUCGGAUCAUUUUUGAUGACUUCCGAGAAGCAUAUUAUUGGCUUCGUCACAAUACUCCAGAGGAUGCAAAGGUCAUGUCAUGGUGGGAUUAUGGCUACCAGAUUACCGCAAUGGCAAAUCGGACAAUUUUAGUGGAUAAUAACACAUGGAAUAAUACUCAUAUUUCUCGAGUAGGGCAGGCAAUGGCAUCCACAGAAGAAAAAGCGUAUGAAAUCAUGAGGGAGCUUGACGUCAGCUAUGUGCUUGUUAUUUUUGGAGGCCUUACUGGGUAUUCCUCUGAUGAUAUCAACAAGUUUCUUUGGAUGGUCCGGAUUGGAGGAAGCACAGAUACAGGAAGACAUAUCAAGGAGAAUGACUACUAUACUCCAACUGGGGAGUUCCGUGUGGAUCGUGAAGGUUCUCCAGUGCUGCUCAACUGCCUUAUGUACAAAAUGUGUUACUACCGCUUUGGACAAGUCUACACAGAAGCCAAGCGUCCACCAGGCUUUGACCGUGUUCGAAAUGCUGAGAUUGGUAAUAAAGACUUUGAGCUUGAUGUCCUGGAGGAAGCAUAUACUACAGAACAUUGGCUGGUCAGGAUAUACAAGGUAAAGGACCUGGAUAAUCGAGGUUUGUCAAGGACAUAAAUGCCACAUUGUGCCCUGGUACGCUUCGCACUGAGCGCGUCGUAUUGAGGACGCCGAAGAUUUUUUUUUUAUAAACAGUUUCUAAGAACCAGAUGGGAUUAGAAUUGUCUGGAAGUUUUGCCCUGGACAGUAUGGGCUGGGCUAAAUCAAAUGAUUUUUGUAAUUCUGAGCAGGUUACCAAAUGAAAUGUCAUGGCUUUACUUUGGUCAAUUAAAGGGGGGUAUUUUUUUUUUUAAUGUGCCUUAUUUGUUUUGACUUAAAUCGGCUGAUUUGAGGAUCACAGAAGUGAGUGGAUGGAAGAUCAUAUCCAUGCUCUAGGUCCCCAGACAAACCAAAUAGGAACAUUUUCUUUCUCUCUCCUAAGGACUAGCUCUGCUUCUACAAAUAUAAAAACUUUGUCACACUUUUUGUUUUGUAGCACCCAGAUCCAAUGCUUUGCAUAUAACGGGUGCUUAAUAAAUUUUUAUCAACUGAAUAAAUGCUUCUGGGACCAGAGGAGUGCUGUUUCUGAGCAGGGAAGACAGUGUUUUUGCUGUUAGGUUUGUGUUCUCAAUAUCUAUUUCUUUAGAAGAUCUUUGGCUUUGUAAGGACAGAGAGUUGCUAAGUAUGUCCAAUCUCACCAGGGUUCUUUAAACUAGUGAGGGUUCUUAUUCUAAGCAAAAUGUGAACCAACUGUGACUAAUCCAGUAGUUUUUAAGACUCAGUGAAACAUAUUAAUCUGAGAAGAAGACGCUCUUCCAACCCUACCAUGUACAGAAGUUGAUGGUCAGUAGAUGUUACUGGAAUCAGAAAGUUUUCAGUACUUCACUCAACCUAAAACAUAGUAAAUGACUAUUUCCUCAUUUUCUGGAGACUCCCCUAAAUCUCAUGGUGUUCGCCACUAUGAGUUUCUGUUCUUAGUGUAAGUCUGCUGUGUUCACACACCACUUCAGGCUUGAUUACCUGGUUUCGAAGCCCUUGCUAAGUAUAUAAUGAGGAUGUGGGAAGUGUUGCUACCAACAGGUACCUAGAGAUCAUUGCUAGUCUGACUGUAAGAAAAGAGACUUGAAAAAGCGUUUUAACUUCGAAGCAUAGAGGUCUCAUAGUUAUUUUAUGCCAGGAUAACAGCUUUCUGUUCAGUAUAAUAAGACGUUUCAUCAUGUAUUUUACAACGUAGGACAUAAUCACUGAUGUAUAGAAACUGUCUUAAAAAAUUAGUUGUACUAUUUAAGAAAACAGGAGGAAUUAUAUGACUUAGAUAGUCAAGUCACAUUGGUACUCAGUGCAUAUAUGCUUAGGUGUACUUGUACCUAAUGACCUCAAGCCAGUUUAUGUACCAGAAGAUUUGAUUUCCUAUAUGUAAAUAUAUUACUUGAUUUAUAUACAUAAUUACUGCCUAGUGGGAAAGCUUAAUCUGAGAUUUAUCAAUAUGAUUAUAUUACAGGUUAUUAGUAACCUUUCUCUAUAGUAUAGAUGGAAUAGCCCUUUUUAAUAUCAUUUUACUCCUGGGAUUUUGAUAUUUUCUAGUUUACGCAAAUUUUUUAAGAGAUUGCUUUUAUUUUCAGUUAUAGCCCACUUAGUUUAAAAAAAUAUCCAUCUAAAAAACAAUACAAUUUGACACAUAUAACUUCCCACACACCCAUUGACUCUUGUAAUUUGUGACACUAUUUUUACUAUCAUCUGUUAUAGUUGCAAUUACCUUUUACCUUCUGGCUAUUAUUAGUUAAGAUGUGUUAUAUACUGUUACUUUUUGGCAGUUCCCUGUAGCUUAGGCUGACUUUGAACUCAAGAUAUAGAUGCUAGCUUUGAUCUAUUGAUUGUGAAACCUCUGCCUCCCAGGUGUUGAGGUUACAGGUGUGGGCCACUAUAGCCAGCUAGUUAUUAUUUUUCCUCUAUAACUUCUUUUAGGAAGUACUUUACUGUUUUUUAGUACUUGUUAUAAAUCUCUCCUACCCCCUUACCUCCGUAGCCAAUUCUCUUUUAUUUGUGUCUGUUUUCUCUUAAUGUGAUCAAAUAUAUUUGUUAAGCAAUUUUUGCGCUUUUGAGACAGGGUCUUUUGCAGCCAGGCUUGGCUUUGAAUUCCUGCUUCUCCUGCCUCUACUUGCCAAGUGGCUGGGAUUAUAGGUAUAUGCCAUCACACCUGAUUACAUUGUUUACUUUUAAGAAUGUCUUUAUUUUUCAGCUUGAAUUGGUUAACUCUCCAAGUUUGUUGAGUUGUACUAUUUCACUGUGAUAUUUGUUAAUCUUUGGCCUUUUUCAUUGAUUUGCUAUUUCUAAGUAUUCUAUGAAAGUAUAUAGGGCAAAUAAAUUUCUGGAGCUAUUCUCUACCA
This is a messenger RNA of Microtus ochrogaster (prairie vole), 4624 nucleotides long. RefSeq names its product STT3 oligosaccharyltransferase complex catalytic subunit A (gene Stt3a). Gene Ontology annotation, molecular function: dolichyl-diphosphooligosaccharide-protein glycotransferase activity. Gene Ontology annotation, cellular component: membrane. Lineage: Eukaryota; Metazoa; Chordata; Mammalia; Rodentia; Cricetidae. The record is from RefSeq and is a predicted model, not a curated record. Gene Ontology annotation, biological process: post-translational protein modification.